ACAAUGUCACAACCACAACCCUUACCUUCCGCUCUCCUCACACUCCUCCUGCCCUUCUCCAUCGCCCUUUCUCUCUACCUCAGCAUCUCCUACCUCAUCCUCCCCUUCUGGCGCUCACAAUCUCAAAACCUACCCAUCGACACCGUCUCAGAUCUGGCGCGACGAGCAAAAAACAAUGUCAAACAAGGAGUUUGGAACUUGACAAAGAGGUUUAGGAAACAGGAGGAGUGGGACGAGGAUGCAGGAGAGGAAGAUGAAGAGUCAGGGAUGUUGAAUUAUGAAGAGGAUAGGGGACGGUUGUGGAGGGGGAGUGUGGCGCCGACAAGGGAGGACGAGGAUUGA
Molecule: messenger RNA, 342 nt
Organism: Aureobasidium melanogenum CBS 110374
Lineage: Eukaryota; Fungi; Ascomycota; Dothideomycetes; Dothideales; Saccotheciaceae
Exons: 2
Source: RefSeq, a predicted model, not a curated record